UGAAUGGGCGGCCUGGUACUGCGUGACGCGACGGGAAAAGGGGGAGCUCGCGGCCGGUGGCGGCGGCGGCGACAGCGGCGACCCGGGGAUCGAGCUGGAGGGACCUGGGGAGCGUGCCGAGACCUCUCGCUCGAGCGCGAAGACCUCCCGCCGGGAUGCCUGGGGAGCAGAUGGACCCUACUGGAAGUCAGUUGGAUUCAGAUUUCUCUCAGCAAGAUACUCCUUGCCUGAUAAUUGAAGAUUCUCAGCCUGAAAGCCAGGUUCUAGAAGAUGAUUCUGGUUCUCACUUUAGUGUGCUUUCCCGACACCUUCCAAAUCUCCAGAUGCACAAAGAGAACCCCGUGUUGGAUGUCGUGUCCAAUCCUGAACGGACACCUGAACAGGGAGACCAUAAUAGAGGGUUCAAUGAACAUUUGAAAGAAAACAAAGCGGCAGAUCCUGCGGAUUCUCCUCAUUUGGAUACAUGUAGUUCCAUCAGUCAGGUCAUUGAACCCUUACCUCAGCCAAAUAGGACAAGCAGUGUUCUGGGAAUGUCACUGGAAUCUGUUCCUGCGGCGGGAGAAGAGAAGGAAGAAGAGUUGCAAGAGAAGGGGAAGGAGGACGUGGAAGCGGACACUUCAGAUGAUACCACACACUCCCUUGGUGCUGAAGAUCCUGCCUCAUCACAGCUGGGCUUUGGGGUCCUAGAACUCUCUCAGAGUCAGGAUGUUGAAGAGCAUAUUGUCCCAUAUGAAGUAGACAAAGAACACCUACAGUUACUAACCACCAACUCUGGUUAUGGCAGGCUCUCCUGUGUGGAUGCAGAUACUGCAGUUAAACAUGACGGGCAGCGCAGUGAAGGUACCCCUGUGGCGGAACAGCCCAGCAAGGACGCCCCUGUGACCCCAGAGCCGGGUAAAGUGGUGCAGGUGGUAGAAGAGCAAAGUCCAACACCAGCAAGGUUAGAAGACCUGCCAUCUAGUCCUGGAGUGUCUCACACUGCUACGGAAACAAAAGAACAAACAUCUGCUCAAGACCUUCUGGAAGGUGGAUUACAGAUUCAGAAAUCACCAGAGCCUGAGGUUUUGUCAACUCAGGAGGACUUGUUUGACCAGAGCAAUAAAACAGUAGCUUCUGAUGGUUGCUCUACUCCUUCAAAGGAGGAAGGUGGAUGUUCUCCGGCUUCCACACCUGCUACCACUCUGCCCGUCCUGCAGUUUUCUGGCCAGAGGUCCCUCAUACAGGAGAGUCUGUCUACGAAUUCCUCAGAUCUUGUUGCUCCUUCCCCUGAUGCUUUCCGAUCUACCCCUUUUAUCGUUCCUAGCAGUCCCACAGAGCAAGAAGGGAGAAAAGACGAACCAGUGGAUAUGUCAGUGUUGACUGAGAGCGGAGUGGAGCCUUUUCAGAACAAACUCCAAGCCAGCGAUCCAGUGCAAAUAGAAAACACGUCUCUCCCCCCUGCACGUACUGUGUCUCCGCAAGCAUCAACGCCGGUGUCUCAGAGCACGCCCGUGUUUACCCCUGGCUCCCUUCCUGUCCCGUCACAGCCUGAGUUUUCACAUGACAUUUUCAUUCCAUCGCCAAGUUUGGAAGAACGAUCAAAUGAUGGGAAGAAAGGUGGAGAUCUGCAUAAUUCAUCUUUGACUGUUGAGUGUUCUAAAACUUCAGAGACUGAACCAAAGAAUUCCACUGAGGAUCUUGGGCUCUCUUUGACGGGGGAUUCUUGCAAGUUGAUGCUUUCUACAAGUGAGUACAGUCAAUCCCCAAAGAUGGAGAGCUUGAGUUCUCACAGGAUUGAGGAAGAUGGGGAAAACUCGCAAGUGGAGGAUACUGAACCCUUGUCUCCAGUUCUCAAUUCAAAACUUGUUCCUGCUGAAAGUGAAAGUAUCCUGAUGAAUCCAGCACCAGGUGACCAAGUAGAACUCAGUCAGAAUGAUGACAAAACAAAAGGAGGUGACACAGAGAACAGGGAUGACAUCAGCAUUUUAGCUACUGGCUUCAAAGGCAGAGAAGACACUGUAACAGAAGACAUUUGUAUCGAUCUCACUUGUGAUUCAGGGAGUCAGGCGGUUCCUUCUCCAGCUACUCGGACUGAGACGCUUUCUAGUGUCUUAGAUCAGGAGGAAGCUAUGGAAGUUACAGAGCACCAUCCGGAGGAGGGGUCUUCGGAGUCUGAGGUGGAAGAAAUCCCCGAGACUCCUUGUGAAAGUCAUGGAGAGGAGCCCAAAGGGGAAGACACAGAGAGCGUUCCCUUCCACCUCUCCCUGACUGAAACUCAGUCCCAAGGACUGUGUCUUCAAAAGGAAAUCUCCAAACAAGAGUGCCCAGAAGCUAUGGAAGUUGAAACCAGCGUGAUUAGUAUUGAUUCCCCCCAGAAACUGCCAGCACUUGACCAGGAACUAGAACAUAAGGAUCAGGAAGCUUGGGAGGAAGCGACUUCUGAGGACUCCAGUGUUGUCAUUGUAGACGUGAAGGAGCCGUCUCCCAGAGCUGACGUUGCUUGUGAACCUUUGGAGGGAGUGGAGAAAUGCUCAGAUUCUCAGUCCUGGGAGGAUGUUGCUCCAGAAAUAGAACCAUGUGCUGAGAAUAGAUCAGAUCUCCAGGAAGAGAAGAAUGUAGAAUAUGAUGGAGAUCUGAAAUCAGUGACUACAGAAAAGGAACCUGUAGGGGAAGACUCUGCGCACCCCCUGUUGCCUUUAGUGAGCGCAGACGAGCCUCCCCGGCCUGACCGGAAGGUGCAGCAGCCUCAGCUUCAAGAGAAAACAGACAGUUCGCUAACAGAAGACUCCAAAGUGGCUAAUGCACAGCAGCCAGGCUCAGGUGGAGAGGCCGGGCAGCCCGAGAAGGCCUCUGCCCACGCCUCACAGAGCUUCUGCGAAAGUUCUAGCGAAACCCCAUUUCAUUUCACUUUGCCUAAAGAAGGUGAUAUUAUCCCACCAUUGACGGGCGCAACCCCACCUCUCAUUGGGCACCUAAAAUUGGAGCCCAAGAGACAUAGUACUCCUAUUGGCAUUAGCAACUAUCCAGAAAGCACCAUAGCAACCAGUGUUGUCAUGUCGGAAAGCAUGGUAGAGACCAACGAUGCUAUACUUGGGAGUGAAAAAGGGGAUUCCGGGGCUGCCCCGGAAGUGGAUGAGAAACUGUCUCUAAGAAUGAAAUUGGUCAGUCCUGAAACAGAGGCCAGUGAAGAGUCUUUGCAAUUUAGCCUGGAAAAGCCUUCAAGUGGUGAAAGAAGAAAUGGUUCUGCUGCUGUUGCUGAGGCUGUUGCCAGUCCCCAGAAGGCCGUGUCUGUGUUCAGCUGCAUCUGUGAAGCCCGACAAGAGGAGAAGGCUGGAGGUGAGGAGCUCCCUGCUGCCCCCGUCAGGGGCAACUUGCUUCAUUUUCCAAGUACUCAAGAAGAAGAGAAGAAAGCAAAACUAGAGGGUGACCAGAGGAUUAGGGAGAGUGAACAGCCCGUGAAGGCGGUUAGUCUUCUCCAGGACCCCGCGUCUCCUGCCUCUCGGCAGACAGCCUCACAGGAGCCGUGCAGCCCACGAGGAGAAGCCAUGGAGACAGACGCACAGGACGGCCAGCAGGAAGAACAGGACGCCCACCAGGAAAAGCCCAGCAAGGCCUUGGUUGAAAGGCCCAUCCAGAACAACAUUGGAAUCCAGACCCUGGAGCAUUCCUUCUGGGCCCCAGAAACUGUGUCCGCAGCAACCCAGACUGUGAAGAACGUGUGUGAGCAGGGCACCAGCACUGUGGAGCAGAGCUCAGGGAAGCGAGAUGCCACGGUGCAGACGGAGAGGGGCAGUGAGGAGAAGCCUGUCGGCGCCCCUGGGGAUGACACAGAGUCCCUGCACAGCCAGGGAGAAGAAGAGUUUGAUAUGCCCCAGCCUCCACCCGGCCACGUCUUGCAUCGCCACAUGAGAACAAUCCGCGAAGUGCGCACCCUCGUCACCCGUGUCAUCACAGACGUAUACUACGUGGACGGAACGGAAGUGGAGAGGAAAGUCACUGAGGAGACCGAAGAGCCAAUUGUAGAGUGCCAGGAGUGUGAGACUGAAGUGUCCCCCUCGCAGACGGGGGGUUCCUCAGGUGAUCUGGGGGAUAUCAGCUCCUUCUCUUCGAAGGCAUCCAGCUUGCAUCGCACAUCGAGCGGGACAAGUCUCUCAGCCUUGCACAGCAGUGGCAGCUCAGGGAGAGGAGCGGGACCACUGAAGGGGAAAACCCCUGGGACAGAACCGACAGAUUUUGCUUUACCCAGCUCCCGCGGAGGCCCAGGAAAACUGAGUCCUAGAAAAGGGAUCAGUCAGACAGGAGCACCAGCGUGUGAGGAGGACGGUGAUGCAGGCCUUGGUGCCCGACAGGGAGGGAAGGCUCCAGUCACACCUCGCGGGCGCGGGCGAAGGGGCCGUCCGCCCUCUCGGACCACUGGAACCAGAGAAACAGUUGUACCUGGCCCGCUGGGCAUAGAAGACAUUUCACCCAGCAUGUCGCCAGAUGACAAAUCCUUCACCCGAAUUUUGCCCCGCGUACCCGACACUGCUAGAAGAGAUGUGGGUGCUGGUGCUUUGCGACGUAGCGACUCUCCAGAGAUACCUUUCCAGGCUGCUGCUGGCUCCUCGGAUGGCUUAGAUUCCUCUUCUCCAGGGAACAGCUUUGUAGGGCUCCGCGUUGUAGCCAAAUGGUCAUCCAAUGGCUAUUUUUACUCUGGAAAAAUCACGCGAGAUGUCGGAGCUGGGAAAUACAAAUUGCUUUUUGACGAUGGGUAUGAGUGUGACGUGUUGGGCAAAGACAUUCUCCUGUGCGACCCUAUCCCGCUGGACACUGAAGUGACUGCGCUGUCAGAGGAUGAAUAUUUCAGUGCAGGAGUGGUGAAAGGACAUAGGAAGGAGUCCGGGGAGCUGUACUACAGCAUUGAAAAAGAAGGCCAAAGGAAGUGGUAUAAGCGAAUGGCUGUCAUCCUGUCUUUGGAACAAGGAAACAGACUGAGAGAGCAGUAUGGGCUUGGUCCGUACGAGGCAGUGACGCCGCUCACAAAGGCGGCAGACAUAAGCUUAGACAACUUGGUGGAAGGUAAGCGGAAACGGCGCAGUAACAUCAGCUCCCCAGCCACUCCUACUGCCUCCAGCAGCAGCAGCACAACCCCUACCCGGAAGGUCACGGAAAGUCCUCGGGCCUCCAUGGGAGUCCCGUCAGGCAAAAGGAAACUUAACACUUCAGACGAGGACCGGUCCCCUGCCAAGCGAGGCCGGAAGUCUGCCACUGUGAAGCCCGGUGCAGUCGGGGCAGGAGAAACUGUGAACCCCUGUGAGAGCGGAGACAACAUAGCUGAACCCUCUGUCCUGGAAGAGCAGAGGGGGCCUCUGCCACUCAACAAGACCUUGUUUCUGGGUUAUGCCUUUCUCCUCACCAUGGCCACAACAAGUGACAAGUUGGCCAGCCGCUCCAAACUACCAGAUCUCCCUACAGGAAGUAGUGAGGAAGAGGAAGAAUUUUUAGAAAUUCCUCCUUUCAACAAGCAGUACACAGAGUCCCAGCUUCGAGCAGGAGCUGGCUAUAUCCUUGAAGAUUUCAAUGAAGCCCAGUGCAACACAGCCUACCAGUGUCUCCUAAUUGCUGAUCAGCACUGUCGAACCCGGAAGUACUUCCUGUGCCUUGCCAGUGGGAUUCCUUGUGUGUCUCAUGUCUGGGUCCAUGACAGCUGCCAUGCUAACCAGCUCCAAAACUACCGUAAUUAUCUGUUGCCAGCUGGGUACAGCCUUGAGGAGCAAAGAAUUCUGGAUUGGCAACCCCGUGAAAACCCUUUCCACAAUCUGAAGGUCCUCCUGGUGUCGGAUCAGCAACAGAACUUCCUGGAGCUCUGGUCUGAGAUCCUCAUGACUGGAGGCGCAGCCUCUGUGAAGCAGCACCACUCAAGUGCCCAUAACAAAGAUAUUGCUCUAGGGGUGUUUGACGUGGUGGUGACAGACCCUUCGUGCCCAGCCUCCGUGCUGAAGUGUGCUGAAGCAUUGCAGCUGCCUGUGGUGUCACAGGAGUGGGUGAUCCAGUGCCUCAUUGUUGGGGAGAGAAUUGGAUUCAAGCAGCAUCCAAAAUACAAACACGAUUAUGUUUCUCACUAAAGAUACUUGGUCUUUCUGGUUUUAUUCCCUGCUAUUGUGGAGAUUGUGUUUUAACCAGGUUUUAAAUGUGUCUUGUGUGUGGAUUCUUUGCAUGGAUCUUGUAUAUAGUUUUAUUUGCUGGACUUUUAUGAUAAAAUAAAUGUUGAAUCUCUUUGGUUGUA
Molecule: messenger RNA, 6244 nt
Organism: Chinchilla lanigera (long-tailed chinchilla)
Lineage: Eukaryota; Metazoa; Chordata; Mammalia; Rodentia; Chinchillidae
Gene: Tp53bp1
Product: tumor protein p53 binding protein 1
Exons: 28
Coding region: 156-6083 (1975 amino acids)
Biological process (GO): DNA damage checkpoint signaling; positive regulation of transcription by RNA polymerase II
Cellular component (GO): nucleus
Molecular function (GO): histone binding
Source: RefSeq, a predicted model, not a curated record